AUGAAGAAAUAUAUAGUAUUUUUUGCACUCUUGUUGAUUUCACACCAAAGUUUGUGUUCUAGUGACAGACUAAAAAAUAUAGUCGCUGGAUAUGGUAAACUUAUUGAAGCAAAGGAACAGGAAUUACAAACACUGGAGUCGCAGAUCAACGACUCGUUGAAAAAACUGGAUGAUAUCAAGUUAAAUAACGCCAAUGUCAUGGAAUUGGAUCGGCUAAGAAGCGAACUUUUACAAAAAGAGGAACUUCUUCGGGUCUGCGAAGGCAGCAUUAAGAAUCAGGAAACCAGUUCUGCCUUCUGGAAUACAAUGAAAGAUAUAGUGAAGCCCAAGCUGAAGGAAAAAUUAAAAGAUUUGAAAGCUGACGAACUGGCUACCAAUGCCACAACCGCAUGGGAAACAAUAAAGGAUAACUGGAAGGAUAUACCCCGCCAGAUUGUAGUUUAUUUCACUGAGCAUUAAAAAUAAAACGUAUAUAUUUUUU
Molecule: messenger RNA, 481 nt
Organism: Drosophila takahashii
Lineage: Eukaryota; Metazoa; Arthropoda; Insecta; Diptera; Drosophilidae
Product: putative leucine-rich repeat-containing protein DDB_G0290503
Source: RefSeq, a predicted model, not a curated record